Molecule: messenger RNA, 973 nt
Organism: Dentiscutata erythropus
Lineage: Eukaryota; Fungi; Glomeromycota; Glomeromycetes; Diversisporales; Gigasporaceae
Source: the annotation of a GenBank genome assembly
AUGCCAAAAAUCGUUUACGUAUUUGCCGAAUUAAUAGCUGCUGCUGAUGGUAUGUCACAUUUUAAUGGAAGCAGUAGUCGUACCUCGUCACAAGCUGAUAAAGAACAAGACAAAAUUUCUUAUGAUACGAAAACCAAUGAUGGAUUAUUGUUGAGUAGUCGCCCUACAAAUGAUGAAAAAGCGAGAAUAACCGCAUAUUUGGAAAAUAUAAAACAUACACCAAAAGCUUUUCCGAAAAUUGAGACAUUUUUUAGGGAUUUUACAGUUUCCGGAUAUACACUUUUGGACAUAAAAGAUGGAUAUGCACAAUUUCUUCCAGGUAUUGAUCCUGAAAUUCGUGAAAAUGUUAGAGCUGCUGCUCAAACCGUUAUACGAAGGAAUGUUAUGGCCUUCCAACAGCAAAGUCCUUCUUUACCUCCACGGCAACAAUUAACACCUUUAAAUCAAACUGCUGGUGCUUUAUAUAACCGACCAUUAAAUCAAACAAGUAGCACUUCAAAUAGUGAUCAGCAAAACUCUAGACGCACAUCUGUAAACUACGAUUCCCUACCAAUGCAAAGCAAUCCUUUAGUUCAACCAACGCAGCAAGAUUUGCCUGUUUCAGUACCCAGGCAACAAAUACCUCCGACGUCAGCAUUAAAACCUUCAGAUCAGAGAACUACUAUCGACAAUCCUAAAAAGUUACGAAUGUGGUUAUAUUUAUCUGCGUUGCCAAACUUUGAGAAAGCCAUUCAGAAUAAUUAUAUUGAUGAGUCCCUUGAACAUCUAAAAAAUAUUUUCGAAAUAUUUUUGAAGAUAAUGUUGGCAAUACUAUACAUAUGGAAGCAACGAAGUUCAUGCAAAAGCACGAUCAAAAUUAAUGGUGUAUUGUCUAGGCAUAAAAUAAACUUGCCAGACGCUAUCGAGUUGUAUACCACUUACCUAAAAUUUGAAGAAUUUAAACAGAGAUGGUUGGAAGAUGCUCUUUUAACAC